AUGCCCGGGAAUGGUGAGAUGCAAAAUAGUUGGUGUUGGUUCCUAAUUGGAACAGAAGUCAUUUCCAUCAAUCACUGUUCUCAUGGCCGUCGUGGCCGCCUUGCCAUCCGGAGACUUGGGAGUAUCGCUGAGACGAAUGGAAUGCGCAGUUCUGAAAUGGAGACCCGGAUGAAAGCUAUGCCAGCGCUGGCAGGCAAACUACCAAGUGAGCGUUGUGAAAAGCCUGGUGCAUGCCGAUCCCUUCGCUCACAGCAAUCUGGAAGUAGUUCCCCGGUACAGACCCUUGCCAAACCGCGUUUGGUGGCUCAGAAUCGGGUGUACAUCAAUGGGCAGAGGGCGCAAGAUGAACAUGCAAUGGUUGGCAAUGCGGACACUGUGACGAUCCUACAAAAAUCCAGGACCAGCAUCACCCACGUGGAGGUUCCACCACGAUGCGAGUACUACUUUAAAGUCUACAAACCCUAUGGUGUGAUUUGUUCGCAUGCUCGGGAUGUACCUGAUGCGCCCAUUGUUUCCGACCUCUACCCACCGGGGGCAGAAGAAUGCCACAAUGUGGGGAGACUGGACCGCAACAGUGAGGGGCUCCUGCUCUUUACCUCGGAUGGCUUCUUCACGAGGUCUGCGUCAAUGCCGGAAACGCAUGUCGAAAAGGAAUACAUGGCCAAAGUGUCCAUGCUGGAAGAUGAUGAAAAAAGUGUCCCUUUCCAAUGCGGUGAUCAGAUUUUGCGGCGUCUUUUAGAUGGCGUCGACUUGGGCGAUGGCAAAGGCCUCGCCAUUGCGCAGUCUGUGGAGGUCAUGAGCUGCGCUGCGACUGGGGCGACUCUGCGGCUUGUGGUGUCCUCCGGGCGCUAUCACCUGGUGCGUCGGAUGUUGGCGGCUGUGGGUUAUCGAUGUGAUCGGUUGCUUCGCACGCGCAUCGGUGGCAUCGUCGGGAUUCCGCGGGCCAAAGCAGAGGAACAUCUCGCAGCACCUGCGGAGGAAAGCACGAGAGCCCCAGCGCAGUUGGGAGACCCCAUGGAUCUGCAACCGGGUCAGUACGCCCCUCUUGCGGAAGAAGAGGUGGCAAACGUCUACCUCAAAGGGGUUGAAUGGCUUGAGCUUUAUCAUCCGCAACAGAAGUCGCGCAGCCAUGGGGUGAUGCCACGACGUUCCAAAUUCUCCUCGCUGAGCCGCCGAAGGGAGUUGUCGCAGGUGCUGUGUGCCAUCACAGCGCGGAAGAGUGCAACUCCACGGGAGCCAGAGGAGUUUUCUAGAGUUCUUCACACCUUUGGCACCGACACAUCCAAUUGGGAAGAGCGCCGUUGCGUCAGCAGGGAUGCUGUUCGAGACCCUUUCACAUCUCCUUUCAAACACUCCGGUCGCAAUCCUGAGGAGGAGUUGGGCAUAAACCUGGCCAAGCGCGAGCCGAUUGUGGGGCGGAGGCUCUCAAACUCCGAGGUGCUUGCCCGAGCUCGGCGGGUGAUUAUUUCGGCCAAGGUUCAUCGUGACAUGACUUGGGACAAAGUCUUCGCUGCAGCUGACAUGGACAAGUCCGGAUCUCUAGAUGUGAAGGAAAUGAAGCAGGCCAUGCGAUCGGCUCUGCGAAUUUCUCCACAGACCCUGCCGGACUAUGACCUGCAUAUGCUGUUCGAUGCCAUUGACCACGACAAUAGCGGCUCUGUUGAAUUGACGGAGCUUCUUGAGUAUGUGUCUCACGGUGCUCGACGGGCCAACGAUGCAGAGGAACUCUUCCGGAAGAAAACCGCCAGGGUCCGGCGGAAUCUGAACUUGGCAUUCCGGAAAUACACAGCAUCUCAUGCUGCCAUCAAUGAGUUGUUUGCUAACAUAGAUGCUGGCGGAGAUGGCAAGAUCUCCUUGGUGGAGUUUAUGUACUUCGCGCGGAUGCAUUUAAAGCUCUCGCUCUAUGAUGUUGGAGAUAUGGAGCUGAAACAGUUCUACAAAGGCAUGGAUCCGGAUGGUGAUGGAGUGGAUACCGACGAGCUGUUCAAGUUCAUCAAGGAACAGCAUGCAGAGCUUUCCGGAAGACAGGUCUUCUCCUUCAUUGAGAAGGGAGAAGGCCGCAGGAAGGAACCAUGGAAGCAACGUAAUCCCUUUGAGGGACGCUCAAACACGUCCCCCAGUAGCGUCUUUGUGAACCUGGGGCGAAUCAAAGCCCCUCACAUGCGACUUGCUAUCUCUUGA
Messenger RNA from Cladocopium goreaui, 2181 nucleotides. The record is from the annotation of a GenBank genome assembly. Lineage: Eukaryota; Dinophyceae; Suessiales; Symbiodiniaceae.